AUGGAUAACCUCACCAUCAUUACAGAAUUCCUCCUCAUGAAUAUCUCAAACUCUCGGGAGCUCCAAGUCUUACAAGGUCUGCUGUUCUUAGUGAUUUAUCUGGGAGCCGUUGCUGGAAAUCUAGUGACCAUUACGGUCAUAGUGAGGGACGCUCAUCUUCACUUCCCAAUGUACUUCUUUAUAGGGAAUUUAUCCCUCAUAGAUUUUGGUUACAUCACAGUUACUGUUCCUAAAUCCGUGGUAAAUUUUCUGACUGGCAGUAAAUUGAUUUCUCUUAAAGAAUGUGCCACUCAGACUUUCCUAUAUAUUUUCUUUGGAUCUUCAGAGCUUUUUAUCCUUGUAGUCAUGGCUUAUGACCGCUAUGUUGCUAUUUGCCACCCUCUGCACUAUGGGAUCACCAUGACUUCUUGCCUGUGCACAAAGUUAGCUGGAGGAUCUUGGACCAGUGGGCUGGUCUAUUCUGCUAUGCACACAGGUACCCUAUUCAGAUUUCCCUUCACAGAGUCCAAUGUGAUCCAUCAAUAUUUCUGUGACGUAUCUCAAAUCAUGAACAUCUCAUCCAGGACUGUUCAGUUUUCAGAGUCGGUGGCCCUUGGUGUAAGUGCUUGCAUUGUCUUACUCUGCUUUGUCAUUUUAUUGACUUCAUAUGCUAAAAUAUUUUCAACUGUGCUCCACAUGCAUUCUGUGGAAGCCCAAAACAAAGCUCUGUCAACCUGCUCCCCACAGUUAGCUACUUUUAUUCUAUUUUCAUUUUCUGGAUUGUUUGCUAUAUUGGGCCCAGUUACAAAUGCAUCAACCAUUCCGGCCCUCUUAACGGCCAUGUUCUACUCCAUGGUGCCCCCCUUUGUCAACCCCAUCAUCUUUAGCCUGAGGAACAGGGAAAUUAAGAAUGCUCUAGGCAGAAUGUUUAAUACAUCUUUCCACUUGUCUAAAAGAGUAUUUGUUGUUUGA
Messenger RNA from Galeopterus variegatus (Sunda flying lemur), 951 nucleotides. Its product is annotated as olfactory receptor 14I1-like. Gene Ontology annotation, cellular component: membrane. Gene Ontology annotation, molecular function: G protein-coupled receptor activity; olfactory receptor activity. Gene Ontology annotation, biological process: G protein-coupled receptor signaling pathway. NCBI's taxonomy places the organism in Eukaryota, Metazoa, Chordata, Mammalia, Dermoptera, Cynocephalidae. Bases 1 to 951 code for a protein of 316 amino acids. The transcript has a single exon. The record is from RefSeq and is a predicted model, not a curated record.